UGUAGCCAAAGACCGUCUUUGCCAACGUCUUGCGCGGAGUCCCGUGCAAGGAGCAGCGUACGCAUGGUACGCGCCCAGCAUGGACCGCGAACCGCAGACCGCCCUCCUAGGCUCGCCCCCGUCUGCUGCUGCAGCCGUGCACCCGGAAGAGACCCGUCAGGGCCUCUUGUCGCGUGACGACAACGAACUGGCUGAUCUCGGCGCAAAGGAGGCUCCCGAGGCGGCGCCGCUGCAGGGUCCCCUACCGACCGGCCGCUGGGCACCCGCGGGCAGCAUCAACGGCACAUACCAAAGGGCGAACCUGUGCCUCGUCGCGCUGUGGCUGCUGAGCUUCAUCGUUCUUGGUGCCUCGGCCAGCGCGCUGCCGCCUGCGAUGCAGCUGCCCGAGGUGAUUCCUCUCGCGGCAUACGCCGUCGCGUGUUCUGUCGUCCACAUCCUCCUACUGUUCCUGCAGCUGAGGACCAAGCCUGCCUCCAGCGCGAGCCCCAGGCCACCCCUCUCGUACCUUGGCGGCACUGCCGUGUCGGCCGUCAUGUGGGCGGGCGCCGUGGGAUGCGCCGUGCCGAUGCUGCUGUGGACGCGGCGCGUCCGCGGCGAGCGCGACGAGAGCAAGACGACAUACCACUGCGGCAAGUAUUCGUCCGGCCCCUGCCAUCCUUAUACGGCGAGGGCCGUUUUGUUUGAGCGAGCAGUGUUUGUGCUCGUCGUGUCGUGCCUCGCGCUGACGGCGCGGCUUGCGCAAUGCUACGUACUCUCGGGCCUGUGGCGGCGGCACUUUACGCCCCAGGAAAUCAAGGCUGCGCGCUUGCAUGAUGCGCCUGCGCCGGGCCCGCGGAUGUCCCUUCGGCAGGCCUGGCUUGAUGGAUGGCGACAGGGCUGGACUGGUGGCAAGUAGCCAUGCUAGUAGCUGCGUGAAUGUAUCUGACUGUGCUCACUGAUACCAUCGUGCCAGUCCUGUUCCGCCUAUCAGUGCUUCAGUCUGCCAAAUCGACCUGGUGCAAAGGUUCCCAAUCAAGUACCCAUCUCCCCAGCGCGUGCUCCAGACACCCUGAUCCCAUCUACCCCCCAUCGCCAUGGCUUCUCUUUGAUAGUGGCUAUGAGGGAUCGCCUCGCUCUUUGGUGAUUUCGGCCGCAAAUCUCCGCUUCAGGGGCGGCAGUGAGUUCACAAGCCUCAUCCCCGCUCGCAGAAACAUGGUUGCAAGCGUGCCCGUCAGCCCCGGCUUGUACACGGCGUCGUCGGCGUUGAACCGCUCCAACGACUUGUCCACCCGGGUCCACGCGUAGGCAUGCAUGUCGCGCUCAUAGCUUGCCACCGCCUGGAC
Molecule: messenger RNA, 1322 nt
Organism: Purpureocillium takamizusanense
Lineage: Eukaryota; Fungi; Ascomycota; Sordariomycetes; Hypocreales; Ophiocordycipitaceae
Exons: 3
Coding region: 80-895 (271 amino acids)
Source: RefSeq, a predicted model, not a curated record